Bolinopsis microptera is the source of this 3053-nucleotide messenger RNA. RefSeq lists its product as uncharacterized. The coding region runs from base 201 to 887 and encodes 228 amino acids. Lineage: Eukaryota; Metazoa; Ctenophora; Tentaculata; Lobata; Bolinopsidae. The record is from RefSeq and is a predicted model, not a curated record. The transcript is spliced from 12 exons.
GCAAUCUUGAUGAAAGAAAGCUCAUAAAUAAAACCUUACAUGCAUUUUAUCCCCAGACUCGCCCUGAAGACAAAUAUAGUUCUCAGUUCCCUAAUUUGGGGGAUCAGAAUUUGUAUGGCAUCAUAAAAGUAGCACACAAGAAGCAGAGUAGGAUCUACUUUUAUGAUGACGACCUCUCCAGUUCCGUGAUCAAUUCUGUGAUGAUUAUACCAGACGAUCAAGAAACGGUGGUGUUAAAAGACGGAACAACAUUUUUGAAAAACACUGCCCUCAUUCCGAAAAACCAAGCUCCUACUAUCAAGAACGACGAGACUGUUCUUGCCACAAGUGAUGAAGCUUUACCCGGCCCUAGCUCAGUGGAGUCACCUUUCGAGUUCGAUGGAACUAAAAGGUUAAAGAUUCACAACAUGAGUAAGAGUGGGAAACGACGUAAAGUAGUGGAAAAGGAGGAUGUUUUUAUCCUGAAAGGAGUAAGAAAUUCGAGCGAAACUGAGGUGAUAGUACCACAGGCGUUCGACAUGAACUGGAGAGAUGAAGAAGGAGACCAUGACAUUGAGAUUAUAGACAGUGCAGUAUGUGACCAAACCUCGGAAGCCGCUGAAGUUCGGGACCUACAACUUGGUAACAGUGGUCAGAACGACAAUGACGAGAGCGAGGACGAUUUCGAAGAGAUUGUAACCAGAGCAGAUAUCGAGGGUUCUUCCUCAGAAGAGGACGAGUCUUACGAUAUUGCCGUGAGAAAGGAACUAAAAUAUGGCCUUCCUCUACGGAAAAGGAAAGUGUGCAACCUGGCUGCUGCUCUGGACACAGUAAACUAUACUGUUCAGCCAGUACCAAUCACUGAGAAAGUUGUCAAGGGAAUCUUGAAUUCAAAAAAACCCCGCUGAUGACUUAACAUUUACCUCAAAGGUUCCAACAGCUGAAACGAAGAAAAACAAGAAGGCGGACAUAAUGACAGUCAAACCUGGUCUUACUGCGAGAACGAAAAUCCUCAAAACGCCACGUCAAGCUUUUGAUUAUUUUUUGACUCAAAGUUUGAAGGAUGAUGUUAUCAGGUCAACUAAUGAAAGGAUAGAGCUUUAUCAGGAAAAAAGGAUUCGUAAUGGGAAAGCUCUACGAUCCGAACAUUGCCUGAUAUUAGACUCAAAAGAAUUCGAUGCUUUUGUUGGAAUCCAAGUUUACAGGGGAAUGAUGGGACAAUCGUUUACCACGCUGGAUAGAGUAUUCUCAACACAUGGAAUACCGGCCAUCUACUGUACUAUGUCGAGGGAUCGAUUUAAGUUUCUGUUGAAAAACCUUAACUUCGACGAAGCACCAGACAGAAAGAGUAGAGAACAUCGCCGCAAAAAAGAUAGGAUGGCAGCGAUGCGAGAUGUCUUUGAAGCGAUCAACAGAAGAUGGGCUUCUGGUCUUAUGCCAUCUGAGUACGUGACGAUAGACGAAACACUAUACUCCUCCAGAAAUAGGGCCCCGUUUAUUGUGUACAACAAAUCCAAGCCAGCCAAGUAUGGUUUGAAUUUUAAGUCACUAAACAGCGUGGCGUUUACCUACACUCAUCGUUUCCACCUGUACGCUUCCAAGCCAGAAGACAUAGAGAACGCAACUGAGCACUACCUGACAGAGACGAGUGCAUAUGUUAUUUACCUUCUUGAUCAUCUGAUAGAAGAGAGCAAUACCCCAGCUAUAAUCAAGGGUCGCAAUCUGACUUGCGACAGACUGUAUACGGACGCUAUUUUGGUGAAAGAGCUUCUGUCUAACUAUCAGUUGACCUUUUUGGGAACUUGGCAGAACUCUAGAUAAGGAUUUCCGAAGGAGCUCAAAGACUUUUCAACAAGAGAUGCUCCUUCGACUGAAAUUUUCUAUGAGAAGGAUGGACCUCUCAGGAUUGUUUCCUACGUUUCGAGAGGAAAGAAGAAGAGAGGCCAACCUACCAAAUACAAUAAGUCCAAGUUGACAACCUUUCUGACAACUCUAGAACCCUUCCACGGAGUAACAGAAGACGAUAACAAAGAGAAGCCGCAGAUCGGAAAGCUGUACGACCUCACUAAGUACGGAACUGAUUUGAUGGAUCAGAGGAUAGGUGGAUACAGUACCAAGGCCAAAUCAAACAAGUGGAAGCACUGUGUCUGGUACUAUAUACUGGACACAACACGAGUAAACAGCCACACUGUCGUGCAGCUCAGCAAUCCAUCUGAGUGGGGUAAAACGAUGUACGCUGACUAGCCUUCAGGUGGAAAAAGUCAUCCUUUGACUUUGGGUUAGAUUUAGGGUUAUCCCUGAUGAAACCAUGGCUUAACGAAAAGCCCAUCAUUGGACUGAGAGCGCAUGUCCUUACAGCAGCCUUCAAUAUAACGGGGAAUACUAAAUUUCGGAGGACAGCCGAAGUCCCCAACGCCAACAACAUGAUUAGUUUCCCCAAGAAGGUUGAAAACAAGAGGCAGUGUCGUGACUGCCUCUUGAACUGUAAGGGCAAAGACUAUAAACAAAAUAGCAAAAAGGUUUCAGCUGUUUAUAGCAUGUGUGAACUGUGUGGUGAGAGGAUUUGCCAUAAACAUCACAUGGUGCAGAUGUGCAUCUCCUCUUGCUUUAUGAAACUUGCUAAUGAAUCACGAUCCUAGUUGUGCAAUCAGUCUCAAAUCUUCAACUCGCGAUUUAGGGUCUUUUGAAUUUAUCCAUGUUUAACAAUCAAGUUUUCUUUGCAAAAACCGACAGAAAUGGGCUACAAUUAUUACAAAAGUUCGGCAAAUAAAUCCAUGUAUUGACACAACCAGGGUUGCGAAAUAUGUUUAUUAGUUUAUUAUUUAUUUUAUCAUUGAGAUUCUUUGAAAUUAUGAUCGCUUGUUUUUGUAGCAUAUAAUGUUGUUUUGUUUCUUAUCAAGUUAUCAGUCGAAAUUAACACAGUUAUAAAUAUCGUGUGCACGAUCCAUUAUUGCUGCAUAUUUCUAAAUUUCAAACUAUGAUGAAAUGAGCCGAUUAUAAAAUAAUAGGACGGAAUUGUUGCCGUUGAUUUAGCCUGUGGCAUAUUCACAACAUUUAUUUACUAAGAUACCAGG